Molecule: messenger RNA, 1119 nt
Organism: Monoraphidium neglectum
Lineage: Eukaryota; Viridiplantae; Chlorophyta; Chlorophyceae; Sphaeropleales; Selenastraceae
Exons: 8
Coding region: 1-1119 (372 amino acids)
Biological process (GO): peptide metabolic process
Cellular component (GO): membrane
Molecular function (GO): oxidoreductase activity, acting on paired donors, with incorporation or reduction of molecular oxygen, reduced ascorbate as one donor, and incorporation of one atom of oxygen; copper ion binding
Source: RefSeq, a predicted model, not a curated record
AUGGGCGCGCGGCUGGGCUUGGCGGUGCUGCUGCUGCUGUAUGGGUUCGUCUCGGUCGCUAUCGCAGCGUCUGCACCUGUAAUCUUCAACAUCACCAUACCAAAGAGCGCGUCGGGAUUUGAGGAGGAGGACGCCUACAUCUGCACGACGCUGCCGCUACCGGCGCAACCGAUGAAGCUGGUUGGCGUUGAGCCCAUUGCCAAGCAGGAGAUUGUCCACCACAUCCUGCUGUUCGGCUGCAGUGUGCCACACGUUGAGCCCAAGGAUGGCAACCAGCCAGUUUGGGACUGCAAGCGGGCGCGAACGUGCGGUAGCUUUGAGGAAACUAUCCUCUACGGCUGGGGCCGAAAUGCCCCCAAGCUGGAGCUACCAAAAGGAGUGGGGUUCUCUGUUGGCGGAUCCAGCAGCAUCCGGUACAUCGUGGCUCAGCUCCAUUACCUGUCGCCCAAACCCAAGGGGGACUCCUCCGGCGUGUCGCUGAGCCUCCAGAAGGACCCCGUCCCCUACUCUGCGGGCAUGCUGUCGUACGCUUCCUGGUUCAGCAUCCCGCCCCGCAAGAAGGAGCACCUCGUGAUCAACCGCUGCUGCUACCGCGGCUUCCAGCCGCUCAGCACGUUCGCAGUCAGGGUUCACACGCAUGGCAUGGGCAGAUCGGUCUUCAUGGUCAGGCAGCGAGUCAACGCCACCCUGGCUCCCAAGAACGCCCUCGACGUGAUCGCCAAGGGGGACCCCCUGGCUCCUCAGGGCUUCAACCCGGUGAAGCGCUCGGUAAUCUACCCUGGUGACCCCCUGACCGUUACGUGCGCGUUCGAAUCGACCAACGUGACGCACUGGGUGUCGGCCGGGCCGAGCCACGACCACGAGAUGUGCAACAUGUACCUCAUGGUCUACUCAGCGAUCCCUCACAUCGAGAUGUGCAACGACGGCGAGGGCAUGGUGGCCGACACGCAGCCCGGCAGCAUGCCGCACUCUGCGCUGGUCACGCCAGACCCCUUCCCCGGCUGGCGGCCCCCCAAGCCCAGCGACAAAGUCAAGGCUGCCUCCGGCGCCCAGGUAGGCACGUUGGACACGCUUGUGUUUGUCAGGAGGGGUGGGCCGUCUGUGGAGGUGGGGCAGUAA